AUGGCUAUCUGGAACCGCAAGUCGAGUUCCUCAGACGGCGCGAGCCCUCACGCUUCCUCCGACCCUGAGUAUGGUGUCAAGUCCGAGUACCAGCAUGCAACCGGAGAGGUUCCCACCGUCGACGCUAACGGCGUUGUCGUCCACGCCGACCAUACGCAUUUGCAUCGUGGUCUGAAGUCGCGUCAUAUUACUAUGAUUGCCAUCGGAGGAGCCAUUGGUACUGGUCUUAUCAUCGGUACUGGCAAGGCUUUGGCACAAUCUGGUCCUGGUUCAAUUCUCAUCGCUUACACUUCGGUCGGUCUUAUCGUCUACGUCGUCAUGACUGCUCUGGGCGAAAUGGCUGCCUGGAUUCCUCACGCUUCUGGUUUCGCUGGCUAUGCUACCCGUUUCUGCGACCCUGCUCUUGGUUUUGCUCUUGGUUGGACUUAUUGGUGCAAGUACAUCAUUACAACACCGAAUCAGCUUACUGCUACCGCUCUGAUUCUCCAGGAAUGGAAGUCGAGAGAUGAAGUUAAUCCGGGUGUCUGGAUCGCAAUCUUCUUAGCCGCCAUCAUCGCCAUCAAUUACUUCGGUAUCAAGUUCUUUGGUGAACUCGAAUUCUGGCUUAGUUCGAUCAAGGUCGUUACGAUUGUCGGUGUUAUCAUCCUCUCGUUCCUCCUCGCGGUUGGUGUUGGGCCUGGCGGUGCAACUGGCUUCAAGUACUACGAUGAUCCCGGUGCUUUCAAGCCGUAUAUCACCACCGGCUCUGCUGGUAAAUUUUACGGUUUCUGGAGCUCCUUGGUCAAUGCCGUCUUUGCCUACCUUGGUACCGAACUUAUCGGUGUUACCGUUGGUGAAGCCCAGAACCCACGCAAGACCAUCCCUCGCGCCAUCAAGCUUACCUUUUACCGAAUCUUGUUCUUCUACUGCUUGUCUGUAUUCUUCCUCGGAAUGAUCGUUCCUUACGACUCUUCGGAGCUAGCAUUCGCAAACAAGGCCACCACUGGUGCCUCUGCUUCGCCCUUUGUGGUCGCCAUCAAGAUCGCAAAGAUCCCGGCUCUUCCCACCAUCGUCAAUGCUUGCAUUCUACUCUUUACCUUCAGCGCCUCGAACUCGGAUCUAUACAUCGCCUCCCGUACAAUCUACGGUCUUGCCGUCGAAGGCCAUGCUCCCAAGAUCUUCCUCUGGACCGACAAGCGCGGUGUGCCGGUACCUGCUUUGCUCGUCUCUGCACUAUUCUGUUGCACUGCCUUCAUGAAUGCAGCAGAUGAUGCCAAGGUCGUCUUCGGCUACUUCGUCAACCUCACGACCAUUUUUGGGCUUCUAUCCUGGAUUUCGCUUCUGGUGUCGCACAUCUGGUUCGUUCGUGCGCGCCGCGCUCAAGGCAUCACCAAUGACCAGAUGGCCUACCAUGCUCCAUUCGGUUUGACCGGCUCCUAUAUUGCGCUGUUCUUCUGCAUUCUCAUCGCUCUAACGAAGAAUUUCAACGUCUUCACCAAGAGCCCCAAGACCUACGGCGAUUUCGAUUACAAGAACUUCGUCACUGGAUACCUUGGCAUUCCGAUUUACUUGAUUUGCAUCUUUGGUUACAAGUACACCAUGAAGUCCAAGAUGGUCAAGCCUCACGAAGCCGACUUCUACACUGGUAAAGGCGAGAUUGACCGCGAGGAGGAGGCUUUCCUCGCUCAUGCUGCAGAGAAGCGGGCUACCGAGGGUAAGGGUGGCAGUUGGUUCUACCGAACCUUCAUCGCAUGGUUGAUUUAG
Messenger RNA from Alternaria atra, 1743 nucleotides. RefSeq lists its product as uncharacterized. Gene Ontology annotation, cellular component: membrane. The record is from RefSeq and is a predicted model, not a curated record. Bases 1 to 1743 code for a protein of 580 amino acids. Gene Ontology annotation, biological process: amino acid transmembrane transport. The transcript has 4 exons. Lineage: Eukaryota; Fungi; Ascomycota; Dothideomycetes; Pleosporales; Pleosporaceae. Gene Ontology annotation, molecular function: amino acid transmembrane transporter activity.